Salvelinus fontinalis (brook trout) is the source of this 3533-nucleotide messenger RNA. Its product is annotated as transcription termination factor 1-like. The coding region runs from base 149 to 2776 and encodes 875 amino acids. NCBI's taxonomy places the organism in Eukaryota, Metazoa, Chordata, Actinopteri, Salmoniformes, Salmonidae. The transcript is spliced from 11 exons. The record is from RefSeq and is a predicted model, not a curated record.
GCUUGUUUGUUUUUCUUUACGAGGUUUAUCUCGGAUUUGCUUAUUUAGCUACCAAGCUAGAGUCUUCGGAUGAACUAGCACGUGUAGUUAACCAGGCCAGCUAACUAGCUAACUAGAUGGUGCAAAUCGGUUAAAAACAGCUGCCACCAUGCUGGGGACGACAACAGGAAGGAAACAAAAGAAGGAAAUAGUUGGAGAGAUUCAACUGAACAUUUGUCCAGAUGAAACAAAGCUCCCAGGUAUUCUAGAAAAAACUGGGAGAAAAUGGAAAACAACAUCGAGGCUGAAAACACAACCAGAUGGAGGGGCUGUAGAGGGCAGCAGGAGAAAGAGACAACCAGAUGGAGGGGCUGUAGAGGGCAGCAGGAGAAAGAGACAACCAGAUGGAGGGGCUGUAGAGGGCAGCAGGAGAAAGAGACAACCAGAUGGAGGGGCUGUAGAGGGCAGCAGGAGAAAGAGACAACCAGAUGGAGGGGCUGUAGAGGGCAGCAGGAGAAAGAGACAACCAGAUAGAGGGGCUGUAGAGGGCAGCAGGAGAAAGAGACAACCAGAUGGAGGGGCUGUAGAGGGCAGCAGGAGAAAGAGACAACCAGAUAGAGGAGCUGUAGAGGGCAGCAGGAGAAAGAGACAACCAGAUGGAGGGGCUGUAGAGGGCAGCAGGAGAAAGAGACAACCAGAUAGAGGAGCUGUAGAGGGCAGCAGGAGAAGAAAGAGACAACCAGAUGGAGGGGCUGUAGAGGGCAGCAGGAGAAGAAAGAGACAACCAGAUAGAGGAGCUGUAGAGGGCAGCAGGAGAAAGAGACAACCAGAUGGAGGAGCUGUAGAGGGCAGCAGGAGAAAGAGACAACCAGAUGGAGGGGCUGUAGAGGGCAGCAGGAGAAGAAAGAGACAACCAGAUAGAGGGGCUGUAGAGGGCAGCAGGAGAAAGAGACAACCAGAUGGAGGGGCUGUAGAGGGCAGCAGGAGAAAGAGACAACCAGAUGGAGGGGCUGUAGAGGGCAGCAGGAGAAAGAGACAACCAGAUGGAGGGGCUGUAGAGGGCAGCAGGAGAAAGAGACAACCAGAUGGAGGGGCUGUAGAGGGCAGCAGGAGAAAGAGACAACCAGAUGGAGGGGCUGUAGAGGGCAGCAGGAGAAAGAGACAACCAGAUGGAGGGGCUGUAGAGGGCAGCAGGAGAAAGAGACAACGCUGCAGAGAGUCCGACACGGGAAUGGACAGUGUCCCCUCUAAGUCUAACAACAGGACUCCUGAUGCUGCACCAGAAUCUGAGACCGGGGAAGAUGGCCCCCAUACAACCACGGUUGAGACAAGCACCCAACACCGUAGACGCAUCCAAAACGAUAAAGCUCUCAGUGAAAACGAAUGGAGGGCUAUGAUUGAGCUCCAAGAGUUUGUUCCCAAUGUUGCGUCUCGUCCUGUUAAUAAGAUCAGAGCGAUGAUCAAGUAUGAUCUUUAUCGAUUCAAGGAAUUCCGAAGACAAGGCAUUUCCCUGCGAACUGGACGAUACAGCGCACAGGAGAACAAACAACUGAUGAGUAACAUAAAAGACUUCCUGGCUCUCACAGGGAUUGAGAAUGCUGCUAAACUCUUCCAUACAAAGCGCUUCAAAGACGAACUGACACAAAUCCAGAGGUUGAAGAGUCAUCACAGGUUCCCUGAAAGAAUAGCUGAAGGAAUCCCAAGGCCUUGGCAUAAGGUCUAUAGUCGUGGUGGGAGGAAAAUGUUUGAUGGUAGCAGCUACAAGGGCAGACGAAGGUUCAGCGAAGAUGAACUUUACUCUUUGAAAAAACUGCAGACGUUGCACGGCAACAAUUGGGUGAAGAUCUCGCAGUUGACUGGCCGGAGUGAAACGCCCCUCAGGAAGCGUUUUUCUCAGAUGUUCGCAAACUUAGGUUCUUGGAGCGAAGAAGAACUGAAGAGACUAAUGGAAGCUGUUCGAGACCACCUGCUGGGACAGGUGGAGCCUGGCAGAGGACAUGCCACCAUCAGGAAAGACAAGCUGUACAACAACAUCCCCUGGACAGAUGUAUGCCGGAGGGUUAGGACACGCCACCGGGACCAGUGUAGAAUGAAAUGGUUGGGUGUUAUGGCACACAAAAUGACAUAUGGACAACCAGUAUUCAGUGGAGGUGUGAAAACUGUAAAGGCUAAAGUGGAUUUGAUCAAAGCGUUGAACGCAAUGCAGGUGGAAGAUGCAACAGAUAUUGACUGGGAAGAAAUUGCUCACACAAUUGGGGGUGUGACUCCUUGCUACGUGCAGAUGCACUACCACAAGCUGAAAGUAGCCAAAGUGCCAUUGAGACAGAGCAUGUCUUUCUGUGGUAGGUACAAGCUGAAAGUAGCCAAAGUGCCAUUGAGACAGAGCAUGUCUUUCUGUGGUAGGUACAAGCUGAAAGUAUCCAAAGUGCCAUUGAGACAGAGCAUGUCUUUCUGUGGUAGGUACAAGCUGAAAGUAGCCAAAGUGCCAUUGAGACAGAGCAUGUCUUUCUGUGAGAUCAUUGAUUUCCUGUACAGUAGUGUUCUGCCCAAGUUUGAAGAGCUCCUCCGACACAGUCAGACUGAGUCAGGGGAGACCGAGUCCAGAGAUCUCCACCAGGUUCAGACUGAGUCAGGGGAGACCGAGUCCAGAGAUCUCCACCAGGUUCAGACUGAGUCAGGGGAGACCGAGUCCAGAGAUCUCCACCAGGUUCAGACUGAGUCAGGGGAGACUGAGUCCAGAGACGAUCCACAAGAUCUCUUCCUGCUCUCAGAGAUCUUUGAAAAUGAAGACGACUGAGAUUAUUACAGCGAGGUUCAGAACAGUUGAUUAUCAAUCAUUUUUAUCUCUGCAAGCUUUAUUUUUUUUAAUGUUAUUUCAAAGGCAGCUUUUGAAAAGAGUCAUUUGGAUGUUUUCCUUUUCUGAAAUUCCCUGAUACAGAAGUCCUGGAUGCUUUGUUAACAUUAGACGUGAUUACACCCCCAGGGGCUGAGCAUCUGGAGCCUGGUCUGCUUAUGUGUGCAGCCACCCCUUAUUGCUUUGUUAACAUUAGACAUGAUUACACCCCCAGGGGCUGAGCAUCUGGAGCCUGGUCUGCUUAUGUGUGCAGCCACCCCUUAUUCCUGCAUCAGUAGCCCAUAUUUUUAAUGUAACAUUGUUAUCAGGAAGUAUUAAAAGAACAUGGACGUAUGUGCCCACACUUCAUAAGGACGGUAGUGACUUACUCACUUUUCAACACUUCCUUGUUUAGCUGAGAUUCUUGAAUCCUUGAUCAAUGUACAACUCAAUGUACAACUCUGGUCCCGUGUGGCUCAGUUGGUAGAGCAUGGCGCUUGCAACGCCAGGGUUGUGGGUUCAAUGCCCACGGGGGGACCAGGGUUCAAUUCCCACGGGGGGGGACCAGGAUGAAUAUGUAUGAACUUUCCAAUUUGUAAGUCGCUCUGGAUAAGAGCUUCUGCUAAAUGACUUAAAUGUAAAUGUUUGUUCUUUUUUAAAAAUCUGAUAAUUGUAUUCUUAUUAUAAACCAAUCAGGGUUUUAGCCCUGGUUAUAAUACUA